AAGUGCGCGCUUGUACGCGCGCCUCUGUAUGCGAGGGAACAAGAUGGAGUCAGCUGGCUGAUUGUAUAGUUUGUAUCAUUAUUAUGUCUAAUAUGUGUAGCACUUUUCAACAGCCGUAUAAUAUAAUGACACUUCCCGUAUAAAAUGGUUAUUUAGAAAAAAAAAACGGUAAAGCAAUGAAGUAAAUCAGUGAGCGUUUCGGUGCAUCACUCCGCAGCAUUGGUUUCAGAUGAACAAAGGAUUUGACAGUGCUGUAGCUGUUAAAACCAAUGUUUUUGCCAUCAUGCCACAGAAACUGCUUAAAAAUGCCCAUUACAUAGAGUUGGGUAGCUAUCAGUACUGGCCAGUGCUAGUGCCACGAGGGAUUCGGCUGUACACAUAUGAACAAAUUCCUGUGUUCCUAAAAGAAAACCCUUACAUCACUGAUGGCUACAGAGCCUAUCUACCCUCAAGGCUUUGUCUUAAAAGCCUUUUCAUUCUUUCAAAUGAGACUGUGAAUAUCUGGAGUCAUUUGUUGGGCUUCUUUAUGUUUUUUACACUGGGUGUCUAUGACAUGACAGCAGUAUUACCUGCAGCCAAAGCUUCCAGAGAAGAUUAUGUUAUCUACUCCAUUGGGCUGUUUUGCUUUCAGGUGUGUAUGCUGUGUUCAGUGGGCUAUCAUUUAUUUUGUUGUCAUCGUUCAGAGAAAACGAGUCGACGUUGGAUGGCUCUGGAUUAUGCUGGAAUAUCGAUAGGAAUUUUAGGCUGCUAUGUUCCAGGUGUUUUCUAUGCCUUUUACUGUAAUGAUUACUGGAGGCAAGUAUAUUUGAUCACAGUCCUAGCAAUGAUACUGGCAGUCUUCUUCGCUCAGAUUCACCCACACUACCUUACCCAACAGUGGCACAGACUGCGGUCUGUCAUCUUCUGUUCAGUUGCUGGAUAUGGUGUGAUCCCCACAAUCCACUGGGUUUGGCUCAAUGGAGGAUUUGGUGCACUUAUUGUACAGGAAUUUGUUCCUCGAGUUUUAGUGAUGUAUCUAAUAGCUGCUGUGGCCUUCCUCUUCUAUAUUUCUAAAGUUCCAGAAAGGUAUUUUCCAGGUCAGCUGAACUACCUGGGGUCAAGUCAUCAGGUGUGGCAUAUUCUGGUUGUGUUGAUGUUUUAUUGGUGGCACCAGUCAGCUGUGUACAUCACACAGUAUAGACAUACCCAGCCUUGUCCCGAGGACCCAGUCCAUGCCUAAUCCCAGACAAAAUGCCUUGUCCGCUAAAGAACGUAUGGUACCCACCAAGCCCCCUUCAAUUCAAGUGCCUAUGUACAGGUGAAUGCUAGGUGCUGCCUUGCUUGUUCUUCCACAGACUUUUGUACAUUUAUCAGAAGUUAUUUAAUUUAAAAGAAAACCAUUCAUUGUAAAAUAUUUCUUUUCGUUGAUGUUUUAAUGUACAUUUUUGAUAUUCAAAAUGUAACUAGCAAUGUGUUUUUUUUUCUGCUAUCAGUAUUUAGUUCUUUUUCCUAAAACAAAUAUAUAUAUUAGUGAAUUUGAACACUGCUCUCUCAGUGGUACGGUGAAAUAACUUUUGGGUAUGAGUUAGACAUGUCACAAAGGGUUAAAAAUCUACAAACAAGGCCAAAAUGUACUUAUUUCUUUAAAAUUGGUACUACAGAGAAUGUAUUGUAAUUAAAUGUCACAGUCUUUUAAAUUUAGCAGAAGGCUUGAAUCUGUCAGCUUUCUUACAAAACAUGGUUGAUGAGAGGACCCACACAUCCACUGUUACUGUUGUUUGAUUUUUUUGUUUAAUUUUAUAAAUACUAAAGCAGGUUUCAUGUUUAAAUUCUCCUGCACUGCACUGGGUCCCUAGUCUUUUUAUUUUAUAUUUUAAAUUGGCACUAACCUAGGGGGUAGCCUUGUGGUCUUGGCAUAAACUGAACGGAAUGUCAGGCUUGCCAGGCCGUGAUUUUUCAAAGAGGUACCCGUUGUACAGUUUGACGGAUAGCGUGUGACUCGCUUAACAGGUUAUACGUAUUGUGAACCUUUUCUGUUGACAUGACUUGGAUACUAAUGUUGUAAAUAAUGAGUGUGCACCACCGUUAUACUUCUACUAACAGGCUGCUGCCUUAAAGCGAAUGAGAACAUUUGCUUUUCAUGUGCAAUGCGAGUAAGACAGGAGAGCACACAUUGUUACUGCAGGUUUUAGAUCUGGGUGUUCGGAGGACUUUCUCAGAAUCUCAGUAUUGCAGUUUUUUAAGUGAAUAAUAAAAGCUUUUAUUUUUUUGGUGUAGGACAGGUGUGUUCUUUGUCUGAAAAUGCAUUGCUAUUCUUUACAGAAGCUGAAUAUUGAUGGCACUUCAAUGUAUAUUUUUGGGAAACAAUCUUGAGUCAGAUAAUUUGUUUUAAAAAAAGCAACUUAAUGUAAAACACUGUUUACUUAAUCACGUGUAACAAAUGAUGUUUUUGUCAAUCUGUAAUGUGUGCAUCUUGUUUCAGGUGAUAGUCAUUCUUAUUUACAGUAACCCUGUUAAAGCCAAAGCAGUCAUUGGUUGAUAUUCUUCAGAUUCCUAAGGAGUGUUACUGUAGACAGACUUUGGAAUAUACGGUUUAACAGUGAAAUGGUGCAGAAGCCCAGUAAAGGCUGUCAUUUACUAGCGCAAACUGGAGGCAGAUAGACUGGUGUGAAUUCCUACUGUGAAGGUGAGUUACUGUUGGCACUAAGCAGAAAGCUUGUCAUUUAAGGCACUGAACUUACCAUGAUGGUGCAUGUAGCGAGGCUCAGUCACGUUUGUGCUUCUUGAUAAAGAAGUUCAUAUCCUCAAGUUGCAGCACUUGUCUGGUAACAGUGUGUUUAACUACUUGUUAUUACUACGGUAGUGUAUGUGAAGUACUGUACUGACAUGACUUAAAAAAAGAAGUGUCUGGCCUUUAAUUCUAAUGCAUGCUUUAGAAUAAACAAAUGUAUUUAUUUUGAGUAGUAUAUGUGAUGAUGAAUGGCAUUCCUGGUAUUGCAUUGUUUUAAUAAAAAAAAAACUGAAACAA
Messenger RNA from Erpetoichthys calabaricus (reedfish), 3007 nucleotides. RefSeq names its product progestin and adipoQ receptor family member IIIa (gene paqr3a). The transcript has 8 exons. Gene Ontology annotation, cellular component: membrane. The record is from RefSeq and is a predicted model, not a curated record. Lineage: Eukaryota; Metazoa; Chordata; Cladistia; Polypteriformes; Polypteridae. Gene Ontology annotation, molecular function: signaling receptor activity. The coding region runs from base 230 to 1219 and encodes 329 amino acids.